This is a messenger RNA of Populus nigra (black poplar), 1079 nucleotides long. RefSeq names its product protein TILLER ANGLE CONTROL 1-like. Gene Ontology annotation, biological process: morphogenesis of a branching structure. NCBI's taxonomy places the organism in Eukaryota, Viridiplantae, Streptophyta, Magnoliopsida, Malpighiales, Salicaceae. The transcript is spliced from 5 exons. Bases 52 to 855 code for a protein of 267 amino acids. The record is from RefSeq and is a predicted model, not a curated record.
CUCACUUUGACAUUUCCUUUGUCCCAAUUCCCUCGCCAAGAACUUGUUGUGAUGAGCAUGAAGAUCUUCAACUGGGUGCAGAGGAGGUUUCAUCAAGGCACCAUCAAAGAUAGGCUCGAUGGAAAUGUGAAGAAGGCUGAAUCCAUUACAAAAGAGGCUGACAAGCAAGCAUUGCUGAAACAAGUAGCCCUGGUGGAUGUGCUUGAUGGUUGGAAAGAUGGAAUUUUGACAAUUGGCACCUUAGGUCUUGACCCUUUAAUACCUUUUAACCAUCAAAAUGAUCAGUAUUUCAUUUUGGAAAGUGACGAAGAAGGUCAAGAGCAGGAGGAAGACGAAGGAAAAGAAGAAGAAAGGGAAAUAGAACAAUACUCAGUUGAUGAUGAUUAUUAUUAUGAUGACAAUGUUUUAGAUGAAGAAGUGAACCCUUUGAUAUAUGCAACAUUUGACCACAGUUUUGAGGAAAUUGGAUCAGAUUCUCUGCAUUAUGAUGUCAUAACCAACUCUACUACUAUCGCUGAGCAUGAACAAAGAAAAAACAAAGGAGAAAGAAUAACACUGGCAGAACUGUUCUUGGAAGAUUCUGACAUGAAAAGGAAGCCUGAUUCUGUUGAAGUUGAGACUGAACCAGGGAAUAAAAAGCCGGUUGCUCGUGCCAAAAGUAGCCUCUCUUUUGCCAAGAAGCUCAUACGUCCUCACGUUGUAGAGGAUUCACGUCCAAUCAAGAAAUUCAACCAAUUGAUGAGGAGAAUGUUGAAGAGAAAAAUUCACCCAGAAUUUGAUUGGAAGGGAAAUAAAACAGACAAUCAAAAUAAGUCUGGCAUUAUGGAUGUUCAUAUUAGCAAGGGAAAUAAAUAAAUCCGAAUCUGUUUCUCUGCUUCAAGCCCCAUCAGGUCCUACCGUAUGAGCUCUCAGUGACGAUCUAAUUUGCGAGAAAUGGAUUUGGUUUUUUUUUUCUUUUUUCUUUUUUCAAUGGUUGGGUAUGCAUGUGUGUUUUCCAAGUUUUCUUUUACUUUUUCGGAUUUCCUGAACGUUGGAUGUUUGGUUUUCAACACAUUAACAGGCUUUGAUUUGUUAACGGA